AAAUUCUAAAUUCAGUCAUUUGCAAAUGUUCAAGACUAAAUCAAUAUAUAUAUUUAUAACCAAUUCAGGGAGAAACCUUAUCCUAUGGUUUUGUUUUUGAUUAGGGAGGAUCAUUAAUAUUUUAAAAUAAUAUUAUAAAAGUAUGUAUUGAAUUAGGAAAGUACUGAAUUUUAAAGUAACUGUUCUUAUUUAUAGGGGGAUAUGUCAUAUCCUUUGGCCGUUGUGUAAAAAUAAAAUAUUAACAAAAUGUAUUUUUUUAAGUAUCAUACUAGCAUCUUACUUUAACUUUAGUUUUUGGUAUAAGAGCACCACCUAUGGGUUUCUCAUGUAUUUGGAUUUUUUUUCUUAACACCUGAUAAAACAAAAACAUAAUAAAAUUCUUUCUCGUUUUUGUCUAUAAUUAAUCUAUCCAUUUAUUUAAAAGUUAGCAAUUUUCUGCCUUGUUAUAAAUUACUCCCACCUAGUUUUUGGCUGUGUCUCACUGCUAUUAAAUCAGCUGUUUUUGAAUACUUAUAUGCUAAUACAGUGUUAUAAUUCUGAGUUAAAUAUAACUUAACUCAAAAUUGUAUUAUUUAAUGUAGAUGAAUCUUUUAAUGAAAAUGAACAAUGUUCUAUAUUCUGGGGAAGGGGUAAUGAGUAUUUUUGCCUGUUUAUUUGUAUGUUUAUUUAUUUCUUCCUGAACUUAAGUAUUCCUUUAGCAUAUUACUCCAGAAUACUUUAGUUAAGAGAUAAUGAAAAAGAUCAUCUUAUAAAUGACUUACGGUAUUUUUUCAUUAAAUUACUGUAAUGAUAACUCAGAAUGAAGUAGAAGCAAAACUUUGCCACUUUAUUAUUAAUAAGCUCUUAAAAUAAAAUUACAUUUGGAUAAUUUUAGUUUUUUAAAAAAACAUUGUUCAUCAGAAUUAAAAUUUUUUUUAAGGGAAAUUUACUCCUAAUGAAACUGACGGGAAUGACAACAGCAAAAAAUAAUUUGAAAGCUUUGACUAUGCCUGGGCAAUGAGGUGUAUGCUAAGUUCUUGGUGUAUCUGUGUGUUCUGUGCCACGAAUAUCUAUGUUCUAAAAAGUGAUUCAAAACAAGAUCUCUUUGCUUGUGGAGAGACUCCAGAACAAAUUCGAGCACCAAGUGGUAUAAUCACGAGCCCAGGCUGGCCUUCUGAAUAUCCUGCCAAAAUCAACUGUAGCUGGCUCAUAAGGGCAAACCCAGGGGAAAUCAUUACUAUAAGUUUUCAGGAUUUUGAUAUUCAAGGGUCCAGAAGGUGCAGCUUGGAUUGGUUGACAAUAGAAACAUACAAGAAUAUUGAAAGUUACAGAGCUUGUGGUUCCACAAUUCCACCACCAUAUAUCUCUUCACAAGACCACGUCUGGAUCAGGUUUCAUUCGGAUGACAGUAUCUCUAGAAAGGGUUUCAGGCUGGCAUAUUUUUCAGGGAAAUCUGAGGAACCAAACUGUGCUUGUGAUCAGUUUCGCUGUGGCAAUGGAAAGUGUAUCCCGGAAGCCUGGAAAUGUAACAACAUGGAUGAAUGUGGGGAUAGUUCUGAUGAAGAGAUCUGUGCCAAAGAAGCUAAUCCUCCAACAGCUGCUGCUUUUCAACCCUGUGCUUACAACCAGUUCCAAUGUCUGUCCCGUUUUACCAAAGUUUAUACUUGCCUCCCAGAAUCGUUAAAAUGUGAUGGGAACAUUGACUGCCUUGACCUAGGAGAUGAGAUAGACUGUGAUGUGCCAACUUGUGGGCAGUGGUUAAAAUAUUUUUAUGGUACUUUUAAUUCUCCCAAUUAUCCAGACUUUUAUCCUCCUGGAAGCAAUUGCACCUGGUUAAUAGACACAGGUGAUCACCGUAAAGUCAUUUUGCGCUUCACUGACUUUAAACUUGAUGGUACUGGUUAUGGUGAUUAUGUGAAAAUAUAUGAUGGAUUAGAAGAGAAUCCUCAUAAGCUUUUGCGUGUGUUAACUGCUUUUGAUUCUCAUGCACCUCUUACAGUUGUUUCUUCUUCUGGACAGAUAAGGGUACAUUUUUGUGCUGAUAAAGUGAAUGCUGCAAGGGGAUUUAAUGCUACUUACCAAGUAGAUGGCUUCUGUUUGCCGUGGGAAAUACCCUGUGGAGGUAACUGGGGGUGUUAUACUGAACAGCAGCGUUGCGACGGGUAUUGGCAUUGUCCAAAUGGAAGAGAUGAAAUCAAUUGUACCAUGUGCCAAAAGGAAGAAUUUCCGUGUUCCCGUAAUGGUGUCUGUUAUCCUCGUUCUGAUCGCUGCAACUACCAGAACCAUUGCCCAAAUGGCUCAGAUGAAAAAAACUGCUUUUUUUGCCAGCCAGGAAAUUUUCAUUGUAAAAACAAUCGUUGUGUGUUUGAAAGCUGGGUGUGUGAUUCUCAAGAUGACUGUGGUGACGGCAGUGACGAGGAGAAUUGCCCAGUAAUUGUGCCUACCAGAGUCAUCACUGCAGCCGUCAUAGGAAGCCUUAUCUGUGGCCUGUUACUCGUCAUUGCAUUGGGAUGUACUUGUAAACUUUAUUCUCUGAGAAUGUUUGAACGAAGAUCAUUUGAAACACAGUUGUCGAGAGUGGAAGCAGAAUUGUUAAGAAGAGAAGCUCCUCCCUCUUAUGGACAAUUGAUAGCUCAGGGUUUAAUUCCACCCGUUGAAGAUUUUCCUGUUUGUUCACCUAAUCAGGCUUCUGUUUUGGAAAACCUGAGGCUAGCUGUACGAUCCCAGCUUGGAUUCACUUCAAUCAGGCUUCCUAUGGCAGGCAGGUCCAGCAACAUUUGGAACCGCAUUUUUAAUUUUGCAAGAUCACGUCAUUCAGGGUCAUUGGCUUUGGUCUCAGCAGAUGGAGAUGAGGUCGUCCCUAGUCAAAAUACGAGCAGAGAACCUGAAAGAAAUCAUUCUCACAGAAGUUUGUUUUCCGUGGAGUCUGAUGAUACAGACACAGAAAAUGAGAGAAGAGAGACAGCAGGAGCAUCUGGUGGGGUUGCAGCUCCUUUGCCCCAAAAAGUCCCUCCCACAACAGCAGUGGAAGCAACAGUAGGCGCAUGUGCAAGUUCCUCAACUCACAGUACCCGAGGUGGUCAAACAGAUAACGGAAGGGAUGUGACCAGUGUGGAACCCCCAAGCGUGAGUCCAGCACGUCACCAGCUUACAAGCGCGCUAAGUCGUAUGACUCAGGGGCUACGUUGGGUACGUUUUACAUUAGGGCGAUCAAGUUCCGUAAAUCAGAACCAGAGUCCUUUGAGACAACUUGAUAAUGGGGUAAACGGAAGAGAAGAAGAUGAUGAUGUCGAAAUGCUAAUUCCAGUUUCUGAUGGAGCUUCAGACUUUGAUGUGAAUGACUGCUCCAGACCUCUUCUUGAUCUUACCUCAGAUCAAGGACAAGGGCUUAGACAACCGUAUAAUGCAACAAACCCUGGAGUAAGGCCAAGUAAUCGAGAUGGCCCCUGUGAGCGCUGUGGUAUUGUCCACACUGCCCAGAUACCAGACACUUGCUUAGAAGCAACACUGAAAAACGAAACGAGUGAUGAUGAAGCUUUGUUACUUUGCUAGGUACGAAUCACCUAAGAGAGAUUGUAUACAAGUUGGAGCAAUAUCCAUUUAUUGUUUUGUAACUUUACAAUUAAACUAGUUUUAGUUUAAAAAGAAAACAAAAUGCAGGGUUAUUUCUUAUUAUUAUAUAUUAGCCUGCAUGGUUAAAUUAACUUGUAACUCUAUGAACUUAGAGUUUACUAUUUUAGCAGCUAAAAAUACAUUAUGUAUUCAUAUUGUUCAAUAAUGUUCUUUCAUUUGUUUCUAAUUGUUUUUAUCCUGGUACUGUAGUUCACUGUAGAAAUAUGGCUGCUGAAACUCAUUUGACUGUCAUUUUAUCUACCCUAUGUUAAAAGGUUUGUUUGUGCAAAAUAGUACCUUAUUUUAAUUGAAACUUUUAUGCUUUUGCCAACACAUCUUUUAACAGUAUACUAGAUGUUAAGGUUGUUAAUGUAUGAAAAACCGCCUAUACUCACCUGUGUUUUUAUUUAUAUAACAUUUGUCUCUUACUGGAUUUCAUCAUAAUAUGAGCUUGUCAAAGGGAAAAAAAACUUUCUCUAAAAAUUUUUCUUACAUUUAACAUGCAGUGAUGUGAAAUUUAGGUAGAGUUAGAUAAAUUAAUGGCAAAAACAAAACUCUUUUAUAGAUUUUCUAAUGUUGACUUUAAUACACUAAUAUGGUACAAACCAAAUGGUAAAAUCCCAAGUCACUUCUUUUUUCAUCUCUAUUAAGGGACAGAAUUAAGCGGACAAAGAUACUCUACUAUGCAUUAAAUCUUGAACUUUAUAAAUAUGUACAAAAAUUGUACAAGAUAAGUUCCAGCUGGUAAUGUCUUUCCCUAAUAUAGGGUUUUGCUUGUAUUGGACCCUAGGGAUUUGCACUAAAAUUAUAUCAAGGUCUCAGAUGAGUUUAGUGCACAAGCACUAUCACUUUAAAUACUAUUAUUUGCUACCACAAUGACUCUAUAUUUCCAUAGCUGGGAGGGGGGGGCCUUUUUAUUACAACUUGAAAUUGCUUUGCUGUUUUCAUAUUUAUUUGUUGUAUUUAAAAAAUACAUUAUUGUAAGAGUGAUUCUUUUUUCAAUAUAUUUUAUUCAUGGGGGGAUCAUGCUACAGUCUUGAAAAGAAAAUUAAAUCAUUUGGAUUGUCCCCCCUUUUUAAGGAGAGUGAAUUGCAAAACCCCACUUAUUUUUUUUAUUGUCAAUUCCUGUUUAUUUAUUCUUUAGCUGUCUAUUUUAGUAGUUUGAUGAUUGAGUAUGAAAAAUGUAUUUGUGAUUAUUGCUAUUUAUUAAAUUUUAAGUACUUUGCUGAAUGUCAUUUUAAAGCAUGUUUGAGGUCUUGUGUAUUUGUCGUGUUAUGCUGUCAGGACGAACUGACUAAAAUGUUUUAGUAUGUAUCAAAAAUUAAAAUGAUUUUUUUUAUUGCCUUGAGGUACUUU
Molecule: messenger RNA, 4947 nt
Organism: Microcebus murinus (gray mouse lemur)
Lineage: Eukaryota; Metazoa; Chordata; Mammalia; Primates; Cheirogaleidae
Source: RefSeq, a predicted model, not a curated record